UAUUUUUCAUAUGAAAUAUGUUGCAUUACAUCUGUUUUACGCAAUCGGAAAAUCCCAAUUUCAUUGGAAAACCGCGCAAAAUAUUUUGUUUAUCAAACAGAAAGUGAAACUAAAAUCAAAAGUGCUGCGCUUCCUUUCAGUAACAUUUCACCUUAAAGAUUGUAGUGCUUUAAAAAAAUGGCUAGCUACGCUGUACCAGGGAGACGACCGGAAACAAACACCAUUGAAGAGGAUGCAAGGUUGGCUGAUGUGUUGGUGUCUUCGGCGAAGGCUGGUCAGUGGGAGAAUGUUUGGAAUAUCCUCGGGAACCCAGAAAACCCACGAAGGGAUAGGCUAUUCAACGUAAUUCCUGAAAAUCGGCGCUGGGGGAUUCUACAUCAAGCAGUUUAUUGGAAUAAUACACACGUGCUGCAGAAGCUUUUGAGAUAUCCUGUAUGCGAUAAAGAUAUACGUGCUAAACAGUGUAUGUCUGAGUGCGGAAAAACGGAUCGGAUGAAUGCUGAAGAAGUAGCCGCAGCUUACGGUCAUACUGCCAUGACCAAUGUUCUUUCGAGGCACAGAAACUCGAUCGAGGAUCAGAGUGCACCAACGUUUCAAUCUGUGGACAAUUAUACACAGGGUGAAGGUCUUGGUUUGUUGACCGUCACUCUUGCUGCAUACAAGAGCGCUUUUCAUCCAAAUCCAAUAAAUCCAAACAAGUCUGUCAUUACUAUUCUUGGAGAUAUUUUCAGUGACAUCAGUCAGUCUGAACGGAGAUGGAAAGAAGUCAGAGAUAAGGUGUGCGACUCCGUUUAUGUUGUAUGCGAAGAAAACUACAACAAGAUCAAGAAAAGUCGGAAUCGUCAAGAAUUCUUUCAGGCGAUUAUCAAUACGUACACAAUGGAGGAAAACUAUAUGUACACAUAUUUGAAUAUGGCCUUCCGUAGACAGAGGGAGACGGCGUAUAAACCAACUGGUAAUGAUCUCUCGCUUGGUCCAUAUGCAGUCAUGUACCAGAUGUUGUUGUUGUUCUGGCCAGAGUUACAAAGAGAAAGUCGAACAACCUACAGGAAAAUGUUACUGACGAAAGCGGACGCCGACCAAUAUCUCGUUGGCAAACGGUUUGUUUGGCAAUCUAUCGUUUCCUCUACCACAGCUCUGCAGCACGCUAUUCCAUUCCCGACGUGCGGACCAGAAGGUGAACAGUCUGUCAUUUUCACCAUCGAUAAUAAAGCAAACAGUCAAUGGAAGCCAAGAAAUAUAGAGAAAUACGCCAUGUAUAUGGAGCGAGAGAGGACUUACCCGGCUGGUGCCAAGUUUCAAGUUUUAGGGAGGACUACGAAAGGCUCGGACCUACACAUCUCUCUAAAACUCCUCCAGAACUGAUAUUAUAAUUUGAAAUCUGUCAAAGUUUAUUCUCAAGACUUAAGUACCUCUCGCAAACUUUAUUUUUAUGCUCUAAUAUGUAAUAAUUUCUUUAUUAAGCAACGUUAGUGCAAAUUUAUACAAGUAUGCCUUAUAUGCAUAAACCUGUCUAGUUCAUCUUAUAUAUAUGAAAUCUCAUAAUAUAGUAUUUAUGUAUCAUACUAUAAUAUUAGGUUAUUUAACAUUGUUCUGUAUAAUACGGAGAUAUAUUUGGACGAGUACCCAGCUGAGAAAAACCAUACUGGACGAGCCGCUAGGCGAGUUCAAUAUGGUUUUCUCAGCUGGGUACGAGUCCAAAUAUAUCUCGUAUUGUACAGUACAAUGUUAAAUAACCUUUUUAUUCUAUAUCUAUUUUAUUUUACUAUAAUAAUAGUUUAAAUUAAAAAUGUUUCACUGAA
Mercenaria mercenaria is the source of this 1802-nucleotide messenger RNA. RefSeq lists its product as uncharacterized. The record is from RefSeq and is a predicted model, not a curated record. The transcript has 2 exons. Lineage: Eukaryota; Metazoa; Mollusca; Bivalvia; Venerida; Veneridae. The coding region runs from base 178 to 1365 and encodes 395 amino acids.